AUGUCCGCCGACGGCCCGUACGCCCGUGAGCUCCAGAUCGCCCAGCUGGCGGUGCAGCGCGCCGCCAUCCUGACCAAGCGCGUCUUCCACGAGAAGGCCAAGGGCACGGUCGACAAGAACGACAAGUCGCCGGUGACGAUUGGCGACUUUGGUGCUCAGGCGCUCAUCAUCGCGGCGCUCCGCCACAACUUCCCUUCCGACGCCAUCGUGGCCGAGGAGGAGGCGGCCCAGCUGCGCGGCGACGACGAGCUCAAGGCGACCAUCUGGGACCUCGUGCGCUCGACGAGCCUGUCCGACGCCGAGGGCGAGGCCCUCCUGGGCGGGCCCAUCCGCGAUGUCGACGAGAUGCUCGACCUGCUGGACGGGGGCAGCAGCCAGGGCGGGUCGACGGGCCGCAUCUGGGCCAUCGACCCCAUCGACGGCACCAAGGGCUUCCUCCGCGGCGGCCAGUACGCCGUGUGCCUCGGCCUCAUGGAGGACGCCGACAUGAAGGUCGGCGUCCUCGGCUGCCCCAACCUGCCAGUCGACGACGGGGCGCCCCUCACCGUCGACAUCGGCGCCGACCAGACCGACACCGACGGUCACGGCGUCCUCUUCUCCGCCGUCCUCGGCCGGGGUGCUACCAGCCGCCGCCUCACCGCCGGCGCCCUCGCCCCCGCCUCCCCCAUCGCCAUGCGCACCGACGUCGCCCUGCCCGACGCCACCUUCUGCGAGUCCGUCGAGGCCGGCCACUCCGCACACGGCGACCAGGCCGCCAUCGCCGCCAAGCUCGGCAUCACCAAGCCCUCCGUCCGGAUGGACAGCCAGGCCAAGUAUGGCUCCAUCGCCCGCGGCGCAGGCGACAUCUACCUCCGCCUGCCCGUCAGCGCCACCUACCAGGAGAAGAUCUGGGACCACGCCGCCGGCGACCUCAUCGUCCGCGAGGCCGGCGGCCAGGUCACCGACAUCCACGGCAAGAGGCUCGAUUUUGGCGUCGGCAGGACUCUCGCCAACAACAAGGGUGUAGUUGCUGCCCCGGCUGCUUCUCAUCCCCACGUUCUCAAGGUUGUCCAGGAAGUUCUCAGCGCUAAGCAGUGA
Molecule: messenger RNA, 1077 nt
Organism: Geosmithia morbida
Lineage: Eukaryota; Fungi; Ascomycota; Sordariomycetes; Hypocreales; Bionectriaceae
Product: 3'(2'), 5'-bisphosphate nucleotidase
Exons: 1
Coding region: 1-1077 (358 amino acids)
Biological process (GO): phosphatidylinositol phosphate biosynthetic process; sulfate assimilation
Molecular function (GO): 3'(2'),5'-bisphosphate nucleotidase activity
Source: RefSeq, a predicted model, not a curated record